This is a messenger RNA of Cucurbitaria berberidis CBS 394.84, 1204 nucleotides long. RefSeq names its product HIRA-interacting protein 5. Bases 65 to 1006 code for a protein of 313 amino acids. Gene Ontology annotation, molecular function: iron ion binding; iron-sulfur cluster binding. Gene Ontology annotation, cellular component: mitochondrion. NCBI's taxonomy places the organism in Eukaryota, Fungi, Ascomycota, Dothideomycetes, Pleosporales, Cucurbitariaceae. The record is from RefSeq and is a predicted model, not a curated record. Gene Ontology annotation, biological process: iron-sulfur cluster assembly. The transcript has 2 exons.
AGCACAUUUGCCAUUGCAACGACACAACCUGAACUCCAGACCUCACAUUCGAAUCUACAUCACUAUGGCCUCACUGACACUCCCACGGGCUGCGGUGCGCAGCCUCUCGCGAAGCGUACCUUCCUUUCGAUCCAAAGCUCCGCGCAUCGCCACAAGAUGUCUACACGAGCAAUCAUCGCCCAUCACAGCGUCAAAACUUCAACACAGGCCAAGGGCGCAGCCAUGGAACCAGAGCGCUGCAGCGCCGUCGGCGACAGUCGCGCGCCGCACCAUGUUCAUUCAGACCGAGCCAACACCCAAUGCUGAUGCUCUCAAAUUCAACCCUAAUCAACGCGUCCUACCGGAGAACAUAUCGUCGCCCUUCCUCGAAUACCUCAAUCCCCGCUCAACCCUUGCGCCACCACACCCUUCCCCACUUGCCGCCGCACUCUUAAACAUCGAUGGAGUUACGUCAGUCUUCUUGAGCGCAGACUACAUCACCGUCACAAAAGACAGCGCAACACCAUGGGCGCACGUGAAACCCGAGGUGUUCGCUCUCAUCAACGAAUUCAUGACAAGCGGACAGGCCAUCGUCAACACGGUAGCAGCAAAAGCCGGCGAGCAAGGCCAAGGCGGCCAGGAAGCCGACAGUCUGGCGUACGACGAGAAUGACGAGGACGUGGUUGGCAUGAUCAAAGAGCUCCUCGAUACCAGAGUACGCCCCGCGAUCCAAGAAGACGGCGGAGACAUCGAGUUCCGCGGGUUCAAUGACGGGCAGGUGCUGCUGAAGCUUCGCGGCGCGUGUCGGACGUGCGACUCGAGUACUGUCACGCUGAAGAACGGCAUAGAGAGCAUGCUGAUGCAUUAUAUCGAGGAGGUGAAGAGUGUACAACAAGUCCUGGACCCGGAGGAGGAGAUAUCACUGCAGGCGUUUGCCAAGUUUGAGGAGAACCUGGCACAGCAGAAGGGUCCACAGGCUGUAGCAAAGACGGUUGGGAAGGGCAGUUUAGAUUAUGCGGAGGGAUAGAUAGUUGAAGACUAUGAAAUGAAAUUGUGUGAAGCGCAGAUAUUUGAUUUCCGUGACAUGGCACUUGCCCCACGGCGUAACGACUGGCUCGUCUACAUGCGUCUCUCCGUUUCCUGCUAAGAAAUGUCCUCGUUCAUCCGGGAUAGAUAUAGCGGACUGAAAUUUAGCUAGAUCAAUCAUAUACAAUAUACGACGACU